Notothenia coriiceps (black rockcod) is the source of this 460-nucleotide messenger RNA. Its product is annotated as N-alpha-acetyltransferase 60-like. Gene Ontology annotation, molecular function: histone acetyltransferase activity; protein-N-terminal amino-acid acetyltransferase activity. Gene Ontology annotation, biological process: N-terminal peptidyl-methionine acetylation. Bases 122 to 433 code for a protein of 103 amino acids. Gene Ontology annotation, cellular component: Golgi membrane. The transcript has a single exon. The record is from RefSeq and is a predicted model, not a curated record. NCBI's taxonomy places the organism in Eukaryota, Metazoa, Chordata, Actinopteri, Perciformes, Nototheniidae.
AAGACCACUACACUAACCCCAACAGCGCCACUGGAAUAGUGGAAAUAAGAGCUCAGGACAUUACCAACAUGUGACCCUGGAAAUGUAGAGUACCCCAAAGUGAAGCUCAGGGUUGUUUUUGAUGCUGUGCUGCUCUGUGAUUGGUCCAGGCUCCCUGCUGCUGGACAGCUUGAAGGAGCACAUCUCCACCACAGCGCAGGACCACUGUAAGGCCAUCUAUCUGCACGUGCUCACCACCAACACCACGGCCAUCCACUUCUACGAGAACCGGGACUUCCGGCAGCACCACUACCUGCCGUACUACUACUCCAUCAGAGGCGUGCUCAAAGACGGCUUCACGUACGUGCUCUACAUCAACGGGGGGCACCCGCCCUGGACCAUAUUAUAUCCUUUUGUGGAAGCAUUAGCAGUCACAGGCUCUGUGUAUAUCUGAGACCUGUGAUAUAUUGAUGAAGAACAG